Messenger RNA from Acanthoscelides obtectus, 704 nucleotides. NCBI's taxonomy places the organism in Eukaryota, Metazoa, Arthropoda, Insecta, Coleoptera, Chrysomelidae. The record is from the annotation of a GenBank genome assembly.
AUUUUUUUAAGUUAUGAGUGUCGCCCAUCAUUCAUCAGCUAACUCGAUUCUAUUGCUACUAUUGCUGAGAACAGAUUAUGAAUGAACGUUCUUCCUCCAGGACUGACCUAUUAAUAGCCAUGAAGUCUUUUAUUUUUGUAACAGCUGGGGUAGUAUGUAUGUCCUCGAUGUGUUAUUUCAUACCCGCUCAGCUACUUCGUGAUGAGGAUGCCGCUAACUAUGAAGCAACACCGCGGCAAAAUUUAGGAGAUUAUUGUUUUAAAAAACUGUCUAAAUUGAGAGCACUUAAUAUACACAUAUAUGAUCAAUAUUUGAUUGAUGCAGUGAUUGGUGGUAUCAGGGAUGAAAACAUAGCAAGAACGGUCAGGGCUGCAGAACAUACGGAUGCAAACGCUUUAUAUGCUUAUUUAAACACUGUAGGCGAAAUGCCUCAAGAAAGAAAAAGUGUUCAUCUAAACAGUGGACAAUUUCAACCGUCAACGUCUUCCAGAUCUGGUUAUAGCAAUCAUAAUAAAAGGGAAGUUAAUAAGCCUUCAGGUACGCGCUCAACAUGUUUUAAUUGCGGUAUUCUGGGCCAUAUUUCAUUUAACUGCAGAAAGCCACGCGUCGAAUGUACCAAUUGUAAAAGAUUGGGACAUAGUAAAGAAAAGUGUCCUUUUCCGCGUAAGAAAGAGCAACAAGUUGAAGUAUUAAGAAGUGUGUAA